AUGUCCGUUGUUACACUACAGUUGGGCCAGUGUGGGAAUCAGAUAGGCGGUGAACUGUUCGAUCUUUUGAUAGAGGAUGCAACAAAGCUGAAUUCUCAGUUCAUUUCGAAGAGCGUAGACCGCAAAGUGAUCCAAGAUUAUGAAGAAGAAGUAAUAGAAAGGUUCUUUACUCGUGACAAGACGGGAACUUUAUUGAAUGCACGUGCAGUCAUGAUCGAUAUGGAAUCCAAAGUAAUAUCUCAAACAUUAACAGAGGCCAGAAAGACUGGUAAAUGGACUUAUCCCACAGGGCAGCAAUUUUGCCAGAAACGCGGUUCAGGAAAUAACUGGGCGCACGGCUUUUUAGAACAUGGGCCAAAAUCAGCAGAUAAAGUGCUAGAAAUUGUACAGAAAGAGGUCGAAAAAUGCGACAGAUUUGGCGGAUUUCUGAUCUUGCUUAGCUUAGCUGGUGGAACUGGUUCUGGUGUUGGAGCUUAUGUUACUGGUUGCCUUCGUGAUGAGUUUCGACAUUCGUUUAUACUGAACCAAGUCGUCUGGCCUUAUGGAACCGGAGAAGUCAUAGUGCAAAAUUACAACGCUAUUUUAACGCUGUCUCAUUUGUAUAAGUGCUCAGACGGUGUAAUCAUACUCGAGAACGACAAGCUACAAAGUAUAUGCUCGAGGUUAAUGAACUUAAAACACAUCUCUUUCAAGGAUAUAAACAAGGUGAUUUCACAUAAACUUGCAAGUAUAUUGCAGCCAGUGAAGCUGUUUUCUCCGGGACAGGAUGCUGCUUACUACAAAGAAGCAAUCUCAGUAACUAAUCUUCUUGGAGAUCUGAUUGAGCAAGUUUGUCCUCAUCCUGAAUAUAAACUGAUGACAUUGAAGAACAUUCCUCAAAUGGCUGAAACAUCCCUAGCCUUCAGUACCUACACCUGGUCGGGACUCUUAAAACACCUUCGCCAAAUGCUUAUAGCUGAUGCCAGCAUGGAGGAAGGUAUACAUGAUCUCUGUGAUAGGAAGUAGAAAGUUUACCUAUUGAUCUAUACCUAGAUUGGGGUGCACUAUAAAAACUAACAUCUUGAAAUAAUUUUUUUUGUUGAAAAAAUUUGUUGGUACCUCAUAUGUAGACCACUCAUUGCCAAGCUUAACAUCCUUUUAAAGCAGGGCCGUAGCUAGGUUUUUUGGAAUGGGGGAAGGUGGUGGGGGGGCAUUAUUGCGAGUGCCGAAGGCACAAGUCUUGAAGGGGGUUCUGGAGGUAUCCUCCCCCAUAAAAUUUUCAAAUUUGGAGGCUCCGAAAUGCUAUUUUCAGCACUUGUCAUGAGAAAUGUCUCUGAAAAAUCGACCUCGAAUAUGAAAAUGGAAAACAAUUGCAAGUCACUAUAAUAAAAAUAACUGAGUCUAAAGAAAACAAUUCCAUCCACAGACUUGAUCUGUCUGGCUCAACAGGUCCGGGGGGAGCAGGUGUCCCGCUUGCUCCCCCGCUAGCUAUGGCUUUGUAAAGGCUUCUGGUCCAAAAAGAAACCUUGUUCAAGACACUGAGUAGUGAAAUUGCAUACCCUCUUUAAGACUCAAGCCCCUAAAAACCAUACCCUGUUGAACGGCAUAUACCAGUUUAGACUGAGAGAGAUAGAGUUUUUUUUUUAUCACUUUGGGGCCAACAAAAUUGGGCAUUGAAGUCGCAAAGUGUGUUUUGUUACAGAAACAGAAAUUUGUGCCAUAUCCAUUUAUUGGUUUUCAUGAUUUAUUGUGUUUGUUUUUACUUUCCCUCAUUUGGCAGGCAUUGACUGGGAAGUGAAGUUACCUGUGCCAUCCAACCCUGAUGGUGCCGAUUUUCAUCUCAGACCUGGUGAACCACCACGAUUGAGAGAAAAAUUCAAUAAAUCCAUUGCAAACCUCUUGGUAUUACGAGGAGUGGGUGUUCAUAAGUCUGAUCUGACUUCUUUUAAUGAUCCCAGACUUCAUGCGAACUGGGUGCCAUCAAGUUGUGCUAGCACAAUAUGGUGCCAUCCAAGGCCAUUUAACCAUUAUGAAAAGUCAGUGACAUUGCUUAGCAACAGCCAAACCCCUGUGGCUCCCUUAAACUCAGUGGUUCAGAAAGCUUGGAACAUGUUCACUUCACGGGCUUAUGUCCACCAGUAUUUAAAGUAUGGAAUGACAGAGGAUCAUUUUGUUGACAGUUUUGCAGCUACUGAGCAAAUCAUAAGAAACUACUCUUCAUUGUAA
Porites lobata is the source of this 2205-nucleotide messenger RNA. The record is from the annotation of a GenBank genome assembly. Lineage: Eukaryota; Metazoa; Cnidaria; Anthozoa; Scleractinia; Poritidae.